Molecule: messenger RNA, 661 nt
Organism: Daphnia magna
Lineage: Eukaryota; Metazoa; Arthropoda; Branchiopoda; Diplostraca; Daphniidae
Exons: 2
Coding region: 117-563 (148 amino acids)
Source: RefSeq, a predicted model, not a curated record
UUAUUAAGAUUGCGUCAAGGCGAUCAAAGUAGUCUGGUGUAGCGUCUUCUUUGUUCUUCAGUUGUCGCUUGACUGUCUUUGCCGUUUGUUUUUUGAAUCCCCCAUUUCCCGUCAUUAUGUAUACGUUGGAUUUCGUUUCUCAGCAUCUUGCUGAAAUUAGAAUGGCUUUUUCGCUUUUCCACCCGUUAAUCUUCCAAAAUCCGUGUUGUGAAUUUCGUCGCUUUACGACUGCCGAUGUGCAGUUGUUCGAUGAGUUGUUCAACACGGUUCGGAGUGGUGUAUCCUUUCCCGUUGCUCCCGUAUCCGUGGUGCAACCGGUUUGGUGUAACGAUUUUUACUACAAUGAAUAUCCUGGCUACGCCCGACUUCGCGAUGUUCUUCCACUGCUGCACGCACGGUUCUUGUGGUGGGCAGAAUCCGGAGAUGAUAUUUAUCAUCCUUCAGCUUCGGUUUCCAAUUUUUAUCCGGAGUUGACGUAUGCCGAUAUCCAAAUACGACUUGAGCACCGCCAAGUCCGAUUGGCUGUUUUGAAUCAUUUGAGUGAUUCUGCUGAGGAAGAUUGAUUUGCUUUUCCGUCGGUGUACUCUAUUUUUCACUAUGGUUUUGUUUUGUAUUUUGUUUUUGUUUUUGUUUUUGUUUUAACUACUGAUUGGAAAUAAAA